CGGAAAUUAAUAAGACGUACAAAAAAUCAGAAUUUUUAUUAUUUAUUAUAUAUGCACCACUAUAUGAGAUUUAAUCCACUUUUGGCUUACAAGAUGACAACAACAGACAACAAAUUGAAACAGAGUACAGUCCACGAUGAGGACGGUAUUCUGGAGCUGGACGCGGACAAGGUAACUUUGGUGGCCGAUACAUUCAGCAAGGUGGAGAUGUACCUGCAAUCUGACACAAAGCGGGGCUAUGUCAAGCUUAACGCGCCCGGCCUCUACAGUUUUCAAAUGCCUGAUCACCCUGACGGUGACCGUGAGAGCACCACACACAACGAGGAUGAUGAUUCAACGCUGACUGACAGUUGGACAAAGGAGAGCGUGGACGAGAUCAAUUUAAUUAACGAGGAUGACGAGGCGCAGCUCGGAGUUAUCCAAAGAGACGAAGAGACUGGCGAGAUGUAUAUACUGAUGCCCCUAGAAGUGGACGUGCUGCUCCAUCCCGAGUCAAGUGUAAUGAGCGAGCAGCCUUCAAGUCUCACCACGGUCGACUCCUCGACGACCAUUGCUGGCAUAAGUGAUGAGGACGAGGAGGACGCGUCGCAGACGACGCUGACAGAGAAUCCCCGGCCUCUCAAUGUGUUGCAUGCCGAUCAGGCAGGUCGAGAAAUACUAUGCGAACACGAAGUAUGCAGAUUUGUGGUGCCGAAGAUGAGCCUCAAGUUUAAGCUGACACUCCAAGUUGGAGAGCCAAAUGAUGGAGAAGAAAUAUGGGACUAGAAAUAAUGUUAUCCUACGAACAAAAUUCGCUACAUGUAGCUGCCAUUUACUCUACCUAAGCCCUCAAGCCUAAACAACCAUUUUGCUGAUUUUAGUUGAUAAAUUUAGUGUUUAGAGUACUGUGAACUUUUU
Drosophila novamexicana is the source of this 897-nucleotide messenger RNA. RefSeq lists its product as uncharacterized. The coding region runs from base 52 to 765 and encodes 237 amino acids. The transcript has a single exon. The record is from RefSeq and is a predicted model, not a curated record. Lineage: Eukaryota; Metazoa; Arthropoda; Insecta; Diptera; Drosophilidae.